Messenger RNA from Mesoplodon densirostris (Blainville's beaked whale), 3502 nucleotides. RefSeq names its product zinc finger and SCAN domain containing 25 (gene ZSCAN25). Gene Ontology annotation, biological process: regulation of transcription by RNA polymerase II. Bases 1 to 1677 code for a protein of 558 amino acids. Gene Ontology annotation, molecular function: RNA polymerase II cis-regulatory region sequence-specific DNA binding; DNA-binding transcription factor activity, RNA polymerase II-specific. Lineage: Eukaryota; Metazoa; Chordata; Mammalia; Artiodactyla; Ziphiidae. The transcript has 6 exons. The record is from RefSeq and is a predicted model, not a curated record.
AUGGUUACCCUCAGUCUUCUGGGAGGGGAUGUGAAGACGCUUAAAGAGUGUCCAGGGAUGGCAGAAGAUCAGCAGCAGCAAAUGGGUGUCCCUGUGGUAAAACUGGAGAAAGAGUUGCCGUGGGGCAGGGCGAGGGAAGGCCCCAGCCCGGAGACUUUUCGCCUGAGGUUUCGGCAGUUCCGCUACCAGGAGGCGGCUGGUCCCCAGGAGGCCCUCAGGGAGCUCCAGGAGCUCUGUCGCCAGUGGCUGCGGCCCGAGCUGCACACCAAGGAGCAGAUCCUGGAGCUGCUCGUGCUGGAGCAGUUCCUGACCAUCCUGCCCCGGGAGUUCUACGCCUGGAUUCGGGAGCACAGCCCAGAGAGCGGCAAGGCCCUUGUGGCCGUGAUGGAGGGCUUCACGGAGGGAGCCCUGGAGGCCAAGGCGAUUCCGUGCCAUAUGCAGGGAGAGCAGGAGGAGACAGCACUUUGCAGAGGUCCUUGGGAGCCAAGUGUCCACCUGGGGCCCGUGGAGGUCAAGCCCGAGUGGGGGCUGCCCCAUGGGGAAGGAAUUCAAGGCCUCGACCAAGGCGCUGAGGAGCAGCUCAACCAGGACCCGGGAGAGGGGACGCAGGCCUUCCAGGAGCAGGCUCUGCCAGUUCUUCCGGCUGGUCCUGGCCUCCCUGCAGUGAGCACCAGAGACCAGGAGAUGGCAGUGGGGUUCCUUACAGCUGGAUCCCAGGGGUUGGGCCCAUUUAAAGACAUGGCCCUGGCUUUCCCCGAGGAGGAGUGGAGGCACGUGACCCCAGCCCAGAUAGACUGCCUUGGGGAGUACGUGGAACCCCAGGACUGCGGGGUCUCACCUCCAGGCUUGGGGAGAAAGGAGAAGGAGGCGAAGACCCAGCUGGCAGACCCCAAGGGGCCACUUGCUCGGGGGCUGGCAGAGAGGUUUGGGGAAGCCUCUCUCCAGGUCCCGGAGCUCGGAAGAACCUGUGAGCAGGAGGCCGGGAGCUCGGUGGGAAACGCGCCUGGGCCGCCUCCUCCCCAGCGCGGCAUUGCCCCCCUGCCUGAUGACCUCAAGACCCACAGCUCCUUCUGGAAGCCUUUCCAGUGCCCCGAGUGCGGAAAAGGCUUCAGUCGGAGCUCAAAUCUGGUCAGACACCAGCGGACCCACGAAGAAGACAAGUCCUACGGCUGCGGGGAGUGCGGGAAAGGCUUCGCACUGCGUGAGUACCUCCUGAAGCACCAGCGGACCCACCUGGGCAGGCGGCCGUAUGCGUGCGGCGAGUGCUGGAAGACCUUCAGCCAGCGGCACCACCUGGAGGUCCACCAGAGGAGCCACACGGGCGAGAAACCCUUCCAGUGCGGGGACUGCUGGAAGAGCUUCAGCCGCCGGCAGCACCUGCAGGUGCACCGGCGGACGCACACCGGGGAGAAGCCCUACACCUGUGAGUGCGGCAAGCGCUUCAGCAGGAAUGCCAACCUGGCCGUGCACCGGCGGGCCCACACCGGGGAGAAGCCCUACGGCUGCCAGGUGUGCGGGAAGCGGUUCAGCAAGGGGGAGCGGCUGGUCAGGCACCAGAGGAUCCACACUGGGGAGAAGCCCUAUUGCUGCCCUGCCUGUGGCCGGAGCUUUAACCAGCGGUCCAUCCUCAACCGGCACCAGAAAACGCAGCAUCGCCAGGAGACCCCAGGGCAGUGAGGGUGCCCGGCCGAAAUGCCCCUCUUUUGCUCACAGCAGGUGCCGGAGAAGGCGGGGCCUUCUGGAACCACCAGGCGGAGGGAGACCUCGUUGGAGGAUGCGCCCCCCUUUACUCACUGAAGGGUUGGGGGCGUCGAGGGACGUUGGGGGCCGAGAGGCGCUUUCCCCCAUUUUCUUUCCACUCGUUUCACACAUAGGGGAAGGGAGAGGCCUGGUUUAUUUGAGAGGCCAGAGGGCACAGCAUCUCACGUCUCCUACCCAAGUGGUGCUCGUACUUUCUCUUACCCUUUUUGAGGAAGCAGUAUCUGGACUUUCAGUUCAGGUCCCGGUUUUUCUCCUUCAGUGGAUGUUCACGUCCACCUCCUGAGCAAGUCUGGUUGUCAAGGUGAAAUCUUGUCCCGCGUCGGCAGCUUGAGCCUCGUUUUUCUGAGGGCUGCGUCCCAGCAAGAACAUGAGCUCUGUCUCCCUGCCUUCCCCCAGUUCUCUUUUCCGUUUAACAGAUAUUUAUUUGUUAAAUGACACCUACUGUGCGCCUGGUGCUGGGAGUGCAGUGAACGAGACAGAUGAGACCUCAUUCCCCUGGAGCUUGUGACUGGGCCCUGGAAGCAGACUCGUUAAUAACACAGAGCGCCCUCAGUUCCCUUCACAGCGAGGGCUGAGCGAGAGGAAGUCCUCUCAGGCUCACUCUGCGCUCCUUCUGCCCUGCCCCUCCAGGAGCCUGAUCUUUUCCUCCCAGCUGGGGUCGCUCAGGCAGCCUCCUUUAUUUUAUUUUAUUUGCAGCCCCCUUUGUCUCUGUGACAGUCUACUCUCGUUGGUAGUUUCCUCAUUCCAUUCCUUGAACAAUAACAACUGUCCACACAUCUGUUAGGAAAUUAAUAUUUUGCUGUUGAUCACUGUAUAAACAUGAGAGUAUUUUAAAAAACAUCCAGGUCUGUAUAAAAUUCUAAUUAAGUGAGGCCAAAAGAUGAACUAGUAUUAAUAGCCUGUAUCUGAUGGCACUUUACAAUAUAUAUAAUGCACUGCUUCCCUGUUUUCUCACUUGACUCGUUCCACAAAUAUUUAUUGAGGCCCAACAGUGUGCCAGGAACUCUUCUAGGUGCUUGAGGUACAUCAGUGAAUAAAAUAGGUGGGGUGUGGAGGUGGGGUGGGAAAUCCCUGCCCUCGUGGAGCUUAUGUGUUGGUCAAUGUAUUUGAUCUUCAGAACCACCCAAAGUGGAACCCGUGGCUGCUCUCCGGGACCCUCUGGACCUGGCAUCUGAGCCUGUGCCUCAGUCCUGUCAGCUGGCCCUGAAAUGCAUUCACCACCACCUACCUCUUGUUCCUGAGUCAUCUCCGUUCUCAGUGCAUCUUGGUCCUUGUCAUCUGAGAGGUACUUGGGGUCCUCAGGGCCACCUGGAGAUGAUGAGAUGGUAGCAGUCUGUUUUGCAUGAGUGCCAAUUUAGGAAAAACAAAGAUGUUUGUAGGCAUCAAAACACAUUUUUUAAAAAAUGAGAAGAUGCAGUGUUUGUAAACAUGUUUAAGCUUUCUUAUAUUAUUUUGCCAUCGUUAAAGGUUUUCCUUUCUCUUGGACAUUCUGGAAACUGCCUAACUAGCCUGGACCGUGCUGCAGUGUCGUAAUGCUGUGCCUUUGGACGCCGGCUGCUGAGUGAUUAGUGUUCUGACGGGACUGUAAGUUAGUCUGUCUUUGGACUGUGUCCUGUAACUGCAAGAUGUGAUCUGUCUCAUGGUGCCCCUUGAUAUUAUAUUCUUUCACUGGGAUUUUCCCCCCCAUUUUCCAUUGUAAAUAAGGUAAAUGGUAGUGACUUUAAUACAGAGAGUUGCAUUA